AUCCCCUAAAUAAACGCAGCCACUUGGCUUUUUAGUGUUACCCUGGUCCUGCCUGUCUUUUCCUCACUCAAUACCAAGCUUGACGAACCCCCAGCUAAUUCAGACAUGGCGUCACGAACAGGAUUGAGUGAGGAAAAUCCUUCCCGGUUGUCUGUACAGUUUGCUUGUCCGUGGCGAACCAGGGUCACCGACAAAACCCCAGAGGACGAACUUAAUCAUUUUCAACACCAUGUUUUACUUGAUCGGGGGGAGGCAGAGGCCAUUGGCUGGAAUUGUAUUAUUGGGGAGGGCCACCUGAGCCGAACCUAUGCUGCUAGCUUGACUGUUGGUGCUGCAGGCUGUCUCCUGACAUGCCACAUGGGUCUGCGGUUAACCCCCACGGAGGCCAGUGACCGGCCAACGUGCAUUAAGGCAGGGGAAGCCGGCGCUGGGACUGAUCCAGUCCAGCUGUGGAAAGGUGCCCGAAGGAUUUUAAAAGCAGCCGGGGGCACUUGUCCAUCAACUGUUACUCCCCCGAGACUCCCAAGUGGGGGCCCUGCACAUGAAUUGGUAGUCCAGCUAGUGCAGGAGUUAGAGGAAGGGAAAAAGUCCAGAAAGCUCCUCCCUGACCAGUACAAAUCUAAGAUCGUUGCCAGUACCUAUCACAAGAUUUUAGGUCUGGCUCUGGACAAAUUGACCGUUGUUAUGGGGGCUCUGGCGUCCACUGCUCGGGAGAUGGCUGAUACCCCUGAGGAUCCCGGUACAACCCAAUCCCUACCUGCAACCCCAUAUCCUCCCUCUCUGCCAACUCCUAAAACCCCCGAACCCUUCCCUCCACCAUAUCCAACAGCGCCUAGUUUGUACCCGACCCUGCCAUCAUUGACCCCCGAAAAGGUAGCUCUUAAUCCUGCCGAAGCUAUGCCAGUACAAAUCACUCGGACUAAGGUGGACCCCACAGGGGCACAGAAUGUCGUUUUUGAGUGGCGUACACGCAGCAAGGCUGAGAUGAAGGAGUUUAUCAAGGACACAGGGCGGGGACCAAACGAACCUGUAUUCACCUGGUUAGGACGGCUUAUUUUAGAAUAUAGUCAGGAACUUAUUGAUCAGGAGGAGGCAACCCUUAUUUCCCGGAGUGCUGCCUGGUCAAGGGGAACGGGCCGAGGGGUACUGUUAGCUGCUCCUGUCUGGCCAAUCUCCGUGCCAGCAGCUGCUUUCCUUCAGAUUCAAAAUAGUGCUGUAGCUUUUCAGCUACCUCCCAGCGGGAUCACUACCCCACGCGAUCUCAUUUUUACCAUCGCAGGGGCAUCUCUUAUUUGGUGGGAGCCUGCACAAAACCCCCUAGGCUUAACAUUGGCACAGCAACAGCUUCGGUCAUUUGAAGCUUAUUGCUAUGUUACUGAUCCAGCUGCUAUUCCCAUCCAAGAGCAGGGGAUAGACGUGGCCCUUGAUAGCAGCCCUCUGGGGGACACUAGCACGCUGCUGUGGAUGCGGGGGUUCCAGGGGCGGCCGGUAACCGCGUUGUUUCAGGCUAUGGAUCGCCUGAUGUGGCCUGGGCCCCAACCGCCUGCGGUGGCUGCGGGCACUGCACCCCACGGGGGCAAGCCCCGGGCUCCUAAGACCAAUAGCGGGGAGCCUAGCAAAAACACUGUUUGCAGGGUAAGCUCUAUAUCGCAAAAGCUUCUGGCUGUAGCGUUGGGGUGGCAUAAAUAUAUUGCUCCAGAGCCGCCUCCACUUUGAGAGCCAGUUGUUCCUUUUCCCCCUUUUGUUUUUCCAGGAUGCGGGUAUGGGUAUCUGCCCUAAUAACAUCUAGGCCAGGCGACCCGUCUUGCGUCCCAACCCCUUGUAUGCCACGAAGCCCCACGACCCUGACUCUUCAAACCUGGGCAUCGCUGGCCAGUCAGAAAGCCGGCCGGCCCACAUCAUAACAGGACCUGCCCUAGGGCUUGUCCUAUUCUCCCCCUUUUUCAUUCCAGGUUGACAAUUCCCUCACUAUCCUAGCUGAGUAUGCUGAGCAGAACCGCCUGAUGAUACAGACUCUGCUGCAUCAGGACUUUUGCGAGGCCCUGGAGAACCUUGAUUCUCGUUUUGAGGGACAAUGUUGCCUUCGCCUGCGUCCUGGCUGGAACAAUGUUUCUGCCAUCACCCAGCAGCUGUCGUCCCUGGCGGUCCGCAUCCGUGAGGAGCGUCA
Molecule: messenger RNA, 2167 nt
Organism: Mauremys mutica (yellowpond turtle)
Lineage: Eukaryota; Metazoa; Chordata; Testudines; Geoemydidae
Exons: 2
Coding region: 106-1716 (536 amino acids)
Source: RefSeq, a predicted model, not a curated record